Messenger RNA from Triplophysa rosa, 908 nucleotides. It is a transcript of the gene gja12.1, whose product is annotated as gap junction protein, alpha 12.1. The record is from RefSeq and is a predicted model, not a curated record. Gene Ontology annotation, biological process: cell communication. Lineage: Eukaryota; Metazoa; Chordata; Actinopteri; Cypriniformes; Nemacheilidae. The coding region runs from base 147 to 908 and encodes 253 amino acids. The transcript has 2 exons. Gene Ontology annotation, cellular component: connexin complex.
CCCGAAACAAAAAAAAGAAAGAUUGCGAAAUUGCAGUGAACUGAAGUUCAAUCUAUACACCUGACACUUUUAUUCGUUGGGCAACACAGUCGCUGUAUUGAGGCGCUACAGGUUUUUCAGGCAGGGAAGGUACAAGAGGCACAAACAUGGGAGAAUGGGGCUUUCUCUCCAAGCUCUUGGACAAAGUGCAGUCUCACUCCACUGUCAUUGGGAAGGUGUGGCUCACGGUUCUCUUUGUGUUCAGGAUCAUGGUUCUAGGGGCCGGUGCGGAGAAGGUGUGGAGCGACGAACAAUCAAAAAUGAUCUGCAACACCAAACAACCUGGUUGUAAAAAUGUGUGCUACGAUCAUGCUUUUCCCAUCUCCCACAUUCGCUUCUGGGUCAUUCAGAUCAUCUUUGUAUCCACGCCGACGCUUCUGUAUUUCGGCCACGUUUUGCAUGUCCUUCACAAGGAGAAAAAAAUAACACAAAUGCUGGAAAGUGAGGCUGAGAAGAAAGGCAUCAAGCCACAUAAAUAUAUAGAUGAUCGUGGCAAGGUUAUAAUCAAGGGGCAAUUGUUAGGUAGCUACCUGACCAGCCUGUUCGUGAAGAUUCUGCUGGAGGCUGCGUUUAUCACAGGCCAAUACUAUAUUUAUGGAUUCAUAAUGUUUCCCAAGAUCGAAUGUUCCCAGUUUCCUUGCCCUCAUACAGUCGAGUGUUACAUGUCUCGACCCACAGAGAAGACCAUCUUUAUCAUCUUCAUGUUGGUGAUGUCAUGUCUCUCUCUGCUUCUGAAUGUGGUGGAGAUGUUCUACCUGAUAUGCCGCAGGUCAAAGAGACGUCGCAGCACGCAUACAAGGACGUACCCUCAUGGAUUAAACGGAUCGAAAAUGUACAUUACAGGGAAUGCGGGUUCUAGCAAAAUUUAA